AUGGAUUGUCACAAGAGCAGAUCCCGCAAGCCCCACACGCAGGUGCCGGCGCACGAACGCGCGCUCGCCGAAGAGGAGGCCCGACUCGGCCGCAUUGAGGACGCCGUGGCGGCCUACAGCGCCGGUUUGACAGGCCUCCACACCGAGUACGCCGCGAACGUUUACGCGAUCGAGGCCCACUACGAUCAGCUGCUGAAACCCUACCAGGUCGUCGUCUACGCCGCGCAAGAGCGGGAGCGUCUGAUAGAGCUGCGCAUCGACUGGCUCGAGCGUGCGAUCCUCGCGCAGGAGAAGGGGGGAGGGGGGUCUAAAACUGGAAGUGGAGGGGGAUGCUUCCUCCAAGCGCGCGACCUGCGCCCGGUCGCGGAGGGGCUGCUAGCGGGCCCCCAAACCCAACUCCUGCGCGCCUAUACAGGGAUCCAAGAAUGCCCCGCGGAGGAUCUACGCACCGCCCAGGGCUACGACGCCCCGCCGGACGCGGCCCUAGCGACGCUUCAGGCAGUGCUCUCCCUGCGGGGGGAGCCCGACGAGGUUUGGCAGGCCGCCCGGGUCUACCUCACCGAGGGCUACUUCCGCAGUUUCUUCGUCGCCCGCUCCGAUGCGAUGCUCCGCCGCUAUGACCUCCUGCCGACGGAGAGAAUGCGGAAGUUGGAGAAGUUUUGUCGAUGCCCCGCGCACGACCCCCGUGCCAUUGCCCGGAUAAGCGCACCGCUGGGCCAUCUCGCGGCGUGGCUAAGGGCGGUGCGCGACGUCUACCGCGUCCGCCUGGCAACAGCCCCGGUGUUGCUUUCGGACGAAACUCCUGACCGCCUCAACGCGGCGCUUGAGCUUCUCGACGAGCUCACCUUUAUCGACCACCCCGUCGGGGAGGAAAUGGAGGAGGAAAUGGAAAACGAAAACGAAAACGAAAUCAUCCCCGCCGCGCAUGAACCAAAUGCUAAGAGUCCAAACACAGAGGAGGGACGGUUCGAGCGCGAGGCGCGGGAGGCAAUGGCGGCUUAUCGGGAUACGAAAAAGCGCCUCUCGGAGUUCACGCAGCCGGUGACGGUGCGACUUGUCGCCCUUCGCCGCAUGCAGCAUCUUUUGAACUGGUCCAAGGAGGAUAGCCGAAAAGCCCGCGAAGCGAUGGCCGCGAUUCAGUCUGAGGCUUCGGCGAAGAUCCAGGAAUUGCGUAAAAAGUACGACGGAACGAUGCUCCCUCUAGAGGGCAAGCUUGAAAGGAAGGUGGAGGACUUUAUGAAGGUCCUCCAUGGGGAUGAGUUAGAGAACUCGUUUAAGUAG
Messenger RNA from Phytomonas sp. Hart1, 1281 nucleotides. NCBI's taxonomy places the organism in Eukaryota, Euglenozoa, Kinetoplastea, Trypanosomatida, Trypanosomatidae. The record is from the annotation of a GenBank genome assembly.